GGGAGUUAUUUCAAGCUACCCAACCACUAUCUAAAACAAACAUGGUUCCGUGCGCUUUAUCUCUCAAAUGCGAAGCCAAUAUCUCUUCGGGGGUUGUUUUUCGAGUCAAUAAACGAUUAGCAAAUCGAGCCGGACAUUUGAUUGUGGUUAACAAAGAAUACUGAAUGAUUCACUUUUGCUAAUGCCUUCAGUGGACCGUUAUGUGGGUGAAUGGAUGCAAUUAGUCUAAAGUUGGCAAACAGAGUAAUGGCUCUAUUGGCCAUUGGAAUGGGUCAAUGAUAACAAACUCUCAAGUUAGUUCAUGUUCGCACAGCAAACCACACGAAUUUGCUCAAUGUUUGAGACUCAUUGGUAUAUUUUUUCCAGAUUCAGCACACAUCAGACAACAUGAAUCAAUCGCAGCAGUACUGUUUGAGAUGGAACAACCACCGAGUGAAUUUUAUAAAUGUUUUCCGGGAACUUUUUGAGAACGGAGAAUUUACCGAUGUGACUUUAGUUUGCGAGGACGGCCAUGCGGUCAAAGCCCAUCGCCUGAUAUUGGCAGCUUGCUCCCAAUACUUUCAAAAAAUUUUUUUGGACUGGCAACGCAACGAUACCACGGUGGUUAUACUAAAAGAUGUGCGUAUCAGCGAACUGAAAGCCAUCUUGAACUACAUGUACCAUGGCGAAGUGAACGUUGCUCAAGAGCAACUAAGUGACUUGCUGAAAGUUGCCGAAACUCUCAAAGUUAAAGGGCUGGUAGAAGAGCGCAGAACCUCAAAGCCGCAAAAUGAAGAGCCCGCGCUGGAUCAUUCGCCAUCGAUCUCAUCCUCUAACAUUGUGCAUAAUCCCGCCCAUAGCGGCAGUAGCAACGGUUCGCCACCUCAUUCUACCAGUAGGAUCCACAAACAUUCAUACAGACCGUAUGAGAUCAGUCCACCAGAGCACAACUCUAGGCCUAUGCAUCCGUGGAACAGUCUCAGCUACUUGCCACCACCUCCAGAUGUGGCACCUCAUUCUCCGCAUCCCAAUAUAGUCAUAUCAACGCCAUCACCGCAGCACAAUAACGCUUACGAAAAUAUGAACUCCGAUAUGAGCGCCCUCAAAAGGAAGAAACCGAACAAUCACAUGAUGCAACGCGACACGCCCAUCCUGCGGACUGUUCUUGGACAAGGCCAAAUGGAGUCUUCUCAGCCCGUCAGCCUGGUGUGCCGUUCGGAAAGCAGCGAUGCGCCCGCUAAUGAGGAAAGACUUUCGAUGAAUAUGAAAAACGAGCCCUCAGAAGACGCACAAUCGCCGCCCUACGCAGAUUUCAACGAACGGAUGGCUGUAGGGGACGACAAGUCGAAGCUGAGCAUUCCCUCCUCUUCCCCACAGUCGUUCCCCAGGGACGCGAGUACUUGUGGAAUAUCAGGAAUUGCCACAUACGUCCCCGCUCAAAACCGUGAAUGGAAAAGAUACAAACAGUAUACGAGAGAUGAUAUAUCGGCGGCCAUUGAUGCAGUGCGGAAUGGAAUGUCCGCGCUGCAAGCAGCGCGCCUGUACAAAGUUCCCUCGAGGACUUUGUACGAUAAAGUGAAGAAGUUGGGCAUCACCACCAGCAGGCCCUUCAAGCGAGGAUCUAAUGGGGGUGUGGUUGGCUACCAUUAUCCUACCGGCUCGCCCUACAGGAACAAUCACCUGAGCGAAGAAGAGGAAACUUUGAAUAACAACAAAGCCCUACUGGAGGCGAGCACCUUCCUGCACGACACCAUUGACGGGAGUAUACCGAUGGAUGAUCGAGCAGCCUUUACAGCGAUGGCGGCUGUUGCAUUACAUGCAGCUACAGGCUGUUCGCUGAGUCCGAAUAUCAGUCAGAGGCGCAGUCCAAGUUCCAGUCCAACAAUGCUCAAGUACAGAGGCCCUAAUAGUAUGACGCCCCCUGCCAUCAAUAAAACCGUUAAAAUGGAAUCGGACGACCAUGUGGAGGAUCUCUCGAUUAACAAAAAGCAUGACGUGAUGGAAUCGCGCGUGAUUAUGCCCCCCAUGACUCAGUUGGCUGCCUUAAUGAAGAAAGAGGAAAUUGAAGGUAAUGGAAACUAAGAGUCAAGGGAAUGACGCAAAAAACGUGCAAUAAUCAUGUGGGUGACAGUCGUUCACUCACUGUUAGUUUAUAGACCUUAACAUUGCAUAACCGAGUGCCUGUUUGUUGUAUUAUAAUCAAUCGCACUGUAUGAGGACCAAUGCUCACCAGUUUUGCUACAAUAGUUCCUCUUAUGGAAACUGAAACUCAUAAGACUGAUAGAUAUACUAUAUGAUUUUUAUUUUAUGAGACUGAUGACUUUAAUGAUACGAUGCCAGCAAAAUGAAUUAGGUCUGCAUACUUUGACGACUUCUGCAUGUAAUCGGCAACAUGGCUUUUUUGUUACAAAUUUUACGCAAAAUUAAAGACGUUUGUUUCACUUUUAUUGUUCUGCUGCUACCGCAAACUUUUCAAGUUCCCCCAGUAUUUACCUGCUUGCAGCAACAUCGGAACAUUUUUUUUAGCGAAACAUACUGCAAUAAAUGGUUUUCAACAGCAUUUAAACGAUUUUUGGAUAUUGCUUUAAAUGGGCCCAAAUGAAUUAAGGUGACAAGGGAAAAACGAGAUUCUCAUCAGUAUAUGUCUGGUACUUACGGAUGUGCGUAAGAUCGGAUGCCACCAAAUUUUCGGCUGAUUUCAAAAAUGUCAAUCAAGGCCCCCUAUCCUCUACGUUUCUAUUAGAAUGUAAACCACAUUUUUUCCGGAAAAUAAUUUUUUACCAACAUACUGAUUAAUAAAUGGAAAGUGUACAGGGUGGUUCAAAUACGACCGUUUUACGUAUGUAUUUAAAAAUGUUUUAUCGUGACGAAAAGAAGAGUAGAAAACCAAUUGUGCCAUGAUAUGAAAGAUAAUUAGCCAAUUAAUAGGUAUGUGUUUUCCACUCGCAUUUUCGGUCCACAUGUUAGUUAUUAACAAUUUAUUGCAAAAAAAGGCGAUUUUUGUUUAUAACUUUGAAAAUAAUGGAGCAAUCGGAAUGCUCCAACGAGAUGAUUUCCAGAGAAGAAAAAUAUCUAUAAAAAUUACAGUUCGAACGCCUCAAUCGGAUAAUUAUCUUGUGACAAAUUUGAAAAAAACCGAAAAAUUGGUUGUUUUUUUUUUAAUUCAUAGGCCCGCCAUUUUUUGAGCUGGAGCGUUAAAGUUUUGUGGGAAAGUAGGGAUUGUAAUGUUCUUUAUAUGUACCAAGGCCAGGUGCUGUCGAAUAAUUAGUUUUCUCAAAAUCGCGAUUCAAAGUUUGCAGUUCGUCUUUUUAUCUAUACUAUCCUCUACGUUUCUAUUAGAAUGUAAACCAUAUUUUUCCGGCAAAUAAUUUUACCAACAUACUGAUUAAUAAAUGGAAAGUGUACAGGGUGGUUCAAAUACGACUGUUUUAUGAGGGUCGAUGUCUCCCAAAAACAAACCGUCUUCAUGAGUUUCUGAUGUAAGCAAGUGCAGAUUUUGGGAGAGGCCAAGCUAUCGGUAUUUAAAAAUGUUUUAUCGUGACAAAAAGACUAGUAGGAAGCCAAUUGUGCCAUGAUAUAAAAGAUAAUGAGCCAAUUAAUAGGUAUGUGUUUUCCACUCGCAUUUUCGGUCUAUAUGUUAGUUAUUAACAAUUUAUUGCAAAAAAGGCGAUUUUUGUUUAUAACUUUGAAACCAAUGGAGCAAUCGGAAUGCCCCAACGAGAUGAUUUCUAGAGAAGAAAAAUAUCUAUAAAAUUACAGUUCGAACGCCUCAAUCGGAUAAAUAUCUUGUGACAAAUUUGAAAAAAAACCGGAAAAUUGGUAGUUUUUUUUAAAUUUAUAGGCCCGCCAUUUUUUAAGCUGGAGCGUUAAAGUUUUGUGGGAAAGUAGGCAUUUUAAUGUUCUUUAUAUGUGCCAAGGGCGGGUGCUGUCGAAUAAUUAGUUUUCUCAAAAUCGCGAUUCAAAGUUUGUACGUUACCGUAAGUCCGCCUAAAAUCAAGAAUGAAGAAGAAGGGAAGACAGACAGAUAAUUUACAAGAAUACAAGGAACAACAAUUUCAAUAAUUUUCAAUAGCUUAAAAAAACUGCUUAUGGUAUAUUAAAAUCGCGCAGAGCUGCCACUACAAAUUUAGAGAAAAUAAAAACGCUCCCGAGUUAAUCGGUUCUUCAAGCGGGUCGCAAGUUAGCCGGUUAUUCCCCUCAGCCGUCGUAUUAGCUUCCUGAGAAUAACACUCCCGAAACACGCACUUGAUAAUAUCCGCAAUGACGGAAAAUAUAUAGCUGAGUAAAAUUUAUUAAAAUCUCGAAGUCUGCACUUGUUUACAUCAAUUUUCACUAUCACCCGAAGUAGAGAAUCACCCUGUACCUUGGUUGGCCCUGCAGGUAUUGCUAAGAAAGGUGCGCCAACAUUUUUCUCCCUAUCUAAAAAUAAGUGUUUUAUGUUAAAACAGUCCAUUUUUUACACAUUGUAAUUGUAUUGCAAUUUUCGAAAACCAUUUCAUGCAGUAGGUAGAUAUCGCCCAUUUUUAAACUACAGCUAAAAUCAAAACAAAGCAGAAACAAAACGUCCGUUAGUGGAUAUUGCAAUUUAUCGCGUUAAUUUACAUUCGAAAAAUUCCAAAUCGCCGUUUUAUUAGAGCUUGUUAGUGGACAUACUUGUAUAGAAAACAAAAAAUAUUGACCAUUAGUGUCCGAGGUGAAGUAGGAAACUUUCAACAUUGAUGUGAUUUGUCGAGAAACUUUGUAUAUAAUUGAACAGUCAAAAUUGGUUUUGGGCUUACGAUUAGAAACUUAGCCGUUAAUUGAUACGCGGUAAGAAGCGACGCCUAUGUGAGACGAUGAGAAGAGAAACUCAGUUAGAAAUGUAGCAACAUCCUCAAUUAUCUAACCAGAAAAAGUACUCACUGAACAGAUUGUUUGCCACAUUAAAGCAUUGCUAGCGUUUUCAAUAUGUAGUUGUUUAGGUUUUCCUGUUAAGUAUAAGGUUUAGGUUGUAUCCCCCAAGUUAGUUGUUCUAAGACUGAAGUUUAUGUUUAGAGUGAAGCUACCACAUUCUUGUUAAAAUAUUUCAGACAGCGGUAUCGUGGACCAGUAAUAUGAAUUAUGUAAAACCAUGUGCUAGUCCUUUUAAAUGUGCCUUUUCCACUACUCUAAUAAGCAUAAUAAUAAAAAACAAUCUAUUAAAUGUUACAACAUUCCAGUAGAUGUAUGAAACGAACACUGUUUGUCUGCAAUAGCAUCCAGGAAAUGAGCACUAGCAUUUAUGAUUGGUAGACCUGUACAUGUAACUUUUUGCCAUUUUAGUUAAGACUGAUUAUAUUUUUAUUUGUUGAAUAUUGUUGUCGAGUAUUUUUAGAGUACGGCUUUGUUAUAAUGUAACUAGAUCUCUUCGUAAAUAAUCAAUUGCAAUGCGCCUACUUUAGGUGAGAAGACCUAAAACACAUCCCAAAAAGUUAUCUACCUCAGGAAUUAGUUUUUAUUUACGCAAUCGUUAUUUAUAUGAAUUGAAUUAUACAAGCUGUGUAAAAUAGGUCGCUGACAUCUAUGAUUCUAGACAACAAAUCGUACCGUAUUAAAUGUAUUUAAUUGAAUUUAUAUAUAUAUACUUGAUUCGUUGGGCCACUUAUAUAACCUAAACUGUUUCUCAGUGGAAAAAACCAUCAAAUACAAGAUUUUUAGGCUCUAAUUGCCGCAAAGGAAUAAGAAUGUUGAUCGCGAUUCUCUCUCUAUUAGUGACCCCGUUUUACACUUCAACAGUUUAUGUUCUACAAUACAGCCGCUGGACUCCAAUCCAGAUCGAAAACCUCGUUUUAAUGAUUGUUCAAAUUUUAUAUAUAUAUAUUUAUACAUAUUGUAUAAUUUACUGAUAGUUUUAUUACGGUUUGAAGCACAAGUGCACAAUAUGUAAAGCAUUUUGCCAAUGUAAGUGAAUUUAAUUAAAAAAAACCAUACAUAUAUUUUA
Dendroctonus ponderosae (mountain pine beetle) is the source of this 5938-nucleotide messenger RNA. RefSeq lists its product as uncharacterized. The record is from RefSeq and is a predicted model, not a curated record. Gene Ontology annotation, biological process: regulation of transcription by RNA polymerase II. Gene Ontology annotation, molecular function: DNA binding; protein binding. Bases 388 to 2061 code for a protein of 557 amino acids. Gene Ontology annotation, cellular component: nucleus. Lineage: Eukaryota; Metazoa; Arthropoda; Insecta; Coleoptera; Curculionidae. The transcript is spliced from 5 exons.